AUGUACGAGUACUAUGAUAUAGAAGAAAAUACUCUUGGCACGACUCUAACGUCGGGGACAUGCACAUUAACGAAAAAUGAUGAAAACUUAAUUGGAAUAAGUCUUGGUGGUGGUUAUCCAUAUUGUCCUUGUUUAUUUAUUGUACAAGUAUUUGACAAUUCACCUGUAUCAAAAGAUGGAUCAUUAGCAGCAGGCGAUGAAAUUGUAUCAAUCAAUGGUGAAUCCGUAAAAGGUCGCACGAAACAUGAAGCAGCUAAAAUGAUUACAUCUGCUAAAGCAGAUGUAACCAUUCAUUAUAAUAAAUUACAUGCUCAACCGCAAGAAGGCAAAACAUUAGAUAUAAUUUUAAAAAAAGUCAAACAUCGUAUAAUCGAAGCCAUGAGUUCAACAACUGCUGAUGCGCUUGGUCUUAGCCGUGCUAUUUUAGUCAAUGAUUCUUUGGUUAACAAACUCACUGAAAUUGAAGCCAUGGCAGAUUUAUAUCGCGGCCUUAUAAAACAUACACGUAAAGUGCUUAUAGGCAUAUAUGACUUAGCUCAUAUCCACCGUGAUUUUGGUGAUACAUUUGCUAACAUUGGUGCUCGCGAACCACAAGUGACAGCAUCACAAGCGUUCACAAAAUUCGGUGAUGCUCAUCGGCAAAUGAAUCAGCAUGCUAUGGCACUGCUUGCAAUUGCAGCACCAAUGGUUGCUGAUUUCAAUACAUACUUAACCAAAGCAAUUCCUGAUACUCGAUUGACUGUUCAAAAAUAUGCAGAUGCUAAAUUCGAAUAUUUAUCUUAUUGUUUGAAAGUAAAAGAAAUGAAUGAUGAAGAACAAUUCUUUAACUCACAAGCUGAACUGCUCUAUCGAGUGGAGUCAGGAAAUUAUGAAUAUCGAAUAGUACUUCGAUGUCGACAGUUAGCUCGUGAUCGCUUUGCUAAAAUGCGUUCAGAUGUACUCGUUAAAUUAGAACUACUUGAUCAAAAACGAGUCCAAGACAUAGUUUUUCAAUUGCAUCGUUUAAUGGCCGCCCUUGAUAAAUAUCAUAGAGCAAGUAACGAAAUAAUGCAAGAAGUUGACAUAUUUCCAAUUGCAGUUGAUAUUGCUUUGCCAGUAUUUUCCAAAAACGAAAAUGAUGAUCAAGAUCAAGAUCAAGAUCAAGAUCAAGAUCAGUUCGUUGAUAUUCCUCACCAAGUGAAUGAAGAUCCAGAUGCGCAAGAAAUUUUGGAUGAUUUAGAACUACUUAAAAUCGGAGAUUAA
Rotaria socialis is the source of this 1242-nucleotide messenger RNA. Lineage: Eukaryota; Metazoa; Rotifera; Eurotatoria; Philodinida; Philodinidae. The record is from the annotation of a GenBank genome assembly.